UCCUGUCAUUGGUCAGGGAAUGAGAAAGUCUUCCCACUUUCUAGUAGGAUUUGUUUCUUCAGUAUGUUACUGACUGCGGUGGGAAGUGGUUUCGCGGUCCAGUGUUCAUAUGGUGCUCAAGUUUUCAUGAAGUUUUGUGAUUUUUGCACCGACAUAGAAAUUAUGUCGACUCAAAAUGGGUAAUUUAUCAAUACUAGUGAAAUUUAGUGCGGUACUUUUCUUUUGCAUUUUGGAUUAUACGCGGGCUGAUAACGAAUUACAAGAAUGUAUUGAAGGACAAAGUGGUUGCAAGAGAUGUAGAGAUGGAACAUGUGCAAGAUGUGCAGUUCUUUUACAUCAAGGUACUUGUGUUGAUACUUGCCCACCAGGCCAUAUUGCAGAUUGGUCAACUAGAGAUGAAUACAUGGGAAAAAUUUGUAAAGAAACAGGAUAUAUGUUUGGAUUUACUGGUAGUCAAGUAGCUAUUUUGGUGGGAGUUGUUUCUGGUGCAACUAUAUGUAUUCUGAUAAUAUUAUGUGGAGCUAUAAUUGUACAUAGAAGAAAAAAAACUGUUAAGUUAAUCCAACAGUUUGAGGACAGUGCAGAGAGAAGAGAAUUUUUAAAACAUUUGGCAAUAUUGAGAGGAGAAGGCAAUACAUUUCUUUCCAUGCUCAAUGAUACUAGAAAACAAGUGAGAGAAUUAUACUAUUCUGGAAAUAAUGGAGAUGGUGCUGUUGGAAUACAAGCAUAUAGACCAGUUCUACGUGAUUUGGCAAGGAUAUUAGUUCUUAUUAAUAGAAGAGAUGAUGAAAUACCAGUUCCUCCAGAUGAUUGGCAAAGACUUUUUUCAUGGGCAGAAAGACUAUUAAGGCGAUAUAAAAGGCAUAGUUCUCCUGAAGUGGCUCAACUUGUAACAUUCUUGCAACAACCAACAGUAUCCGUCCAAAUGAAUUUACCACAGCAAAUAACAAUCACACAAUCACUUCAGUCUUAUGAACCAAGAACCACUCCAACUAAUCUGACUACAUUCCAACCAAAUGUACCACUUACAACAUUUCAAGCAAGUGACAAAUCAAGUAUUAGUCCUGCUAGUUCCAGUCUUGGAUAUGUAAAAGACAGUCCUGUGAGUUCCAGUCUUGGACAGAAUAGUUCUGGAGUUUAUAAUGAGAAACUUAGUCCAAAUGGAUCUAGCAUAGGUCAAACAACUCCACUAGUAUAUGAUAACCAAAAACGAUUGAAACCUCCAAAUACACAUUUUCAGGAACUUGCUAUUUCGACUUUUAAUCAUAAUUAUAAUACUGGUGCAUUAACAGAAUCUAAUUGUACAAUAGAUGAAUGCGAAGCAAAUGGACUUGAUCGCGAAUUAAAUCCUCAAUGGGAAUUUCAAAGUAGUACAGAGGCUGCUAAUUAUACUAUUUUAUCAGAUUGGUCACCUGCUCGUGAAUACCUCAUUGAUGACUUUACAAUUCUUGGUUUUCGACCACAAGAUGAAAUUACCACAGAACUGUAAAUAAUAUAUAAUAAUAUACAUAAUUUAUAUAUUUUUUUUUAGUAUUUGCUCAUAAAGAUACAUUUUCUAUACUAAA
This is a messenger RNA of Apis florea (little honeybee), 1565 nucleotides long. It is a transcript of the gene T48, whose product is annotated as FU domain-containing protein T48. NCBI's taxonomy places the organism in Eukaryota, Metazoa, Arthropoda, Insecta, Hymenoptera, Apidae. The record is from RefSeq and is a predicted model, not a curated record.